Messenger RNA from Colletotrichum karsti, 2538 nucleotides. RefSeq names its product VID27 cytoplasmic protein. NCBI's taxonomy places the organism in Eukaryota, Fungi, Ascomycota, Sordariomycetes, Glomerellales, Glomerellaceae. The record is from RefSeq and is a predicted model, not a curated record. The coding region runs from base 1 to 2538 and encodes 845 amino acids. Gene Ontology annotation, cellular component: cytoplasm; nucleus. The transcript is spliced from 2 exons.
AUGUUUGUCCUCAGAAACGGUAAGUUUACCCCGCCAUUCACCAACGCCGGCGCCAACGCCCUGUUCUACUCUACCACUCUUGCUCUACCGCACUCGAGGUUUGGCAAACUCAUCUUUGGAUCCAGCAACCAAGAGUCUCUGAUCGAACUCCCCCAAGGACAGCUCUACCUCGUCCGCCCGCUUUCGCCCAAGGGUUACUCCGAGCUCAUCUUCAAGGACGCCGCCGCCCGAAUCCGACGAACCGCGCAGGACUUCCAGUACCAGCUCGUCAUCCAGAGAGUCUACGAGGAAGGCGAGGCCGAGCUUCUGGCUGAAGAGGAAGGAGAAGACGCCGAGAUCGACGCACUUGCCGCUGCAGAGCGAGACGAGAAGACGUUCCUCCUCGACGAAGCUCUCCACUUCCGUGUCGAGUUCCGCGAGGGUUCGGAAAAGGUUCUUGCCUGGCGAGAUCUCAGCGGUGACACCGGCGACGUUUUCGAGUUCGUUUGCGAUAACGUCGUGUCUCCUGGCCAAGUCGCACAGUUUGAGCGUAUUGCAAAGGAGUGCCAGUACGAGCGCAAGUACCGCAAGCCGCACACCACCGCCUCCGACGCAGACCUCGAGCAGUUCGAGUUCCAAGACGAGCAACCGAUUCCACCCGCCAGUCCCAUUCACAGCCCGACUUUGGCUCGGUCGAUCGACUCCUCUGACGGCCUCUUUGUACCGCAGACCCCGCCGAAGCAGUCAAACACCUCGGCCAAAAGAGAACCGACGCCGGUGAAGAUGCCCACCAUGCCUGAGAAGAAGAAGGACAUGGGUCCGCCCAAAUCCGCCGAGGCACCGCCUGCACUCAGUACCUACGCUGCCGAGAGCGCAGAGCUGCACUUCUUCGAUUUCCCCUCCGGCUCUUUUGUCCAGCAAGAUGGCACCGUCACCGCCACCGUCACUGAGAUCGGCAAAUGGGAGUACUGGCUGCAGAUCGAGAGCGAGGAUCGCGCCUGGCUCGGCAUCCCCAUCGUCGCAGACAUCAACCCGGUCUUCAACUUCGAGUUCCUGUCCUUCAUCUUCAACCAGUUCUCGCCCGACGGUUCGGCGUACUCUUGGCUACUCCGCUUCAAGGACCAGCCCACCCUUGAGCGGUUUCAGGACGCUCUUCUCCGCGCCCUGUGGGAGCAGCUCAAUGAGACAAAGUGGGAGAGGAUCAAGGAACGAGAGCAGGAGUACAUCACGGACGCCUUCAACGACUUGACGAUGGAAGAUACCCCAGAGGAGGAGGAAGAAGAAGAGGAAGAGGAGGAGGAUUACGAGGACGCCCAGGACGAAGCUCAGCGCAGUGAGCACUACGACAGCGACGAGGAAGAGGAUGACCUUGUAACCAAAGACGAGGACGGCAAUGUCAACUCCCAGCUCGCCGUCGGUUACAAGCAUGACCGUUCGUUCGUCGUGCGCGGCUCCAAGAUCGGCGUCUUCAAGCACACACCGAACAACAACUUGGAGUUCUCGACAAACAUCUCCAAGGUCGAGACUCCUAAGGGCACUUUGUUCAGCCCCAAGAAGGUCAUGCUUCACAACGAGGAUCGCAACAUGAUCUUGCAGAACGAGUCAGACCCCAACAAGCUCUACCGCAUGGAUCUGGAGUACGGCAAGGUCGUCGAUGAGUGGAAUGUGCACGAGGACAUCCCCGUUCUUAACUUCGCUCCCGAGAACAAGUAUGCUCAGAUGACCCACGAGCCGACCUUCCUCGGUAUCUCCAAGAAUGCCCUCUACCGUGUCGAUCCCCGUCUGGCAGGCUCCAAGCUGGUUGACUCCCAGCUCAAGCAGUACGCAUCCAAGAACGACUUCUCGGCCAUCUCAACGACAGAGAAGGGAUACAUCGCCGUCGCGUCCAACAAGGGAGAUGUUCGUCUUUUCGAUCGCCUCGGUAUCAACGCCAAGACGCACAUUCCUGCUUUGGGAGAGGCCAUCAUCGGCCUCGAUACUUCCGCAGACGGUCGCUGGGUCCUAGCAACUUGCAGAACGUACAUCUUGCUGAUUGACGCUAUGCAAAAGUCGGGCAAAAAUGAGGGCAAGCUUGGAUUCGAGAAGUCCUUCGCGGCUGACUCCAAGCCUCAGCCCCGCCGCUUGGCUCUCACCCCCGAGCACGUGGCCCAAUUCGCCCACGAGACCGGCAAGCCCGUCUCCUUCACCCCGGCACGCUUCAACACCGGAGCGGGCGCUGAAGAGACAAGCAUCAUCACAGCCACUGGUCCCUAUAUUGUAGAGUGGAACCUGAAGAAGGUCGUCCGUGGUGCCAAGGCGCCUUACUUGAUUAAGCGCUACGCUGAGGAGGUCAAGGCCGACGACUUCAAGUAUGGAUCGGACAAGAACGUCAUUGUCGCCCUGCCUAACGAGGUUAACAUGGUCGGCAAGCAGGGCCUCAAGCGCCCCACUCGCGAGAGCAUCGCCGGCCCCGGCUGGGCCAGAUUGAGCAUGGGACGCAGGGACUCGGGCCGCAUCAGCACGCCGAAGAGCGGUCGCUACAAGCUGGGCAGGGACGACAUUGUCGACUCGCCCUACUGA